Molecule: messenger RNA, 958 nt
Organism: Papilio machaon (common yellow swallowtail)
Lineage: Eukaryota; Metazoa; Arthropoda; Insecta; Lepidoptera; Papilionidae
Product: phospholipid scramblase 1
Exons: 5
Coding region: 207-806 (199 amino acids)
Biological process (GO): plasma membrane phospholipid scrambling
Cellular component (GO): plasma membrane
Molecular function (GO): phospholipid scramblase activity
Source: RefSeq, a predicted model, not a curated record
AUUUUCAUGCGAUAGUUUUAAAAUCAAUUUACUUUUAGUACCUAGUACCAUAUUGCUAAGUUGUCUCUAGUUAUGUUCACUCUGCAAGCUUAUUAAUUGUUGAUGUCGUGAGAAUUUCGGGUUGUUGGUUUUAAUGUAAAGUAAAUUACUUGAUGUAUGUGACAUCAUCACUUGUGGACUAAGGGAAGACUAAGGGAAGACAGAAAAUGUCAUCCGAGGAUUUACCUCUUGGUCUAAAGCAGCUCGGCAACCUAAGCGAGGUGCGCGUUCGGCAGAAGGUGACGCACUUCGCCAACAACAAGUACGUGGUGACGACGCCAGAGGGUAGCCCGGUGCUGUUCGCCCGCGAGGACUCCGGCUUGGUAGACAAGCUGCUGAUGGGCACCAGCCGCGCGCUGUACAUUAACGUCUUUGACACUGAAGAUAAAGAGGUGAUGAGGUUCCGGCGACCGUACACGAUGGGACCGGACAAGAUGGAGGUGUGCGUGUGCGGGCGCGGGGUGGCGCUCGUUCGCAAAGAGUUCACCUUCCUCAAGCCAAUCAUCAACGUCAACGACGCCGCCGACCGCCCGCUCUUCCGCGUCAAGGGCCCGCUAGCCCUCACCAGCCAGUGUGACUUCGAGAUAUAUGACAUGGAAAAGAAGCGUGUGGGCACGAUACGCAAGAAGUGGGGGGGCUUAGGACGGGAGGCAUUCUCUAGCGCAGAUAACUACAUCAUCGAACUGCCCGCCGACCUGGAUGUGCGCUACAAGGCCGCGCUCCUCGGCACCUGCUUCCUCAUAGACUUCAUGUACUACGAGAACUGAAUCUAUAUGUUAUGUGCAAUUCACGAAGAUAUUGAAAAGGAGAUAAAGUUGGUGCGCGGGAAAUGUCAAUUGACUAGGAUGGUGCUGGCGUGGCAGCACAAAAUUGAUUUUUUAAUUUAAAACUACUGAAAAACACAUUUUUUUAUUGUUAA